AUGAAAACAGUGUAUCCGACGGCGAGGGCGAUGUUUGCUUUGCGUGCCGAUUCGACUCCAGAGCCUGGCCAACGCCGGGCGCGGGGUGGAAACCGUCAAGCUGGUCGCUCCUCGCGCGACGGCCCGGUGAUCAAGAAGGAAGAUGACGACGACGGCGUUGACGCCGAUGACGAAGCAACGGUUGAUGGCAACGCCACUGUUAAUGAUGACGAGACCAUCGACGAGAAUGCCACCGAGGUCGAAGACGAAAGCGACGACGAAGAAGAGUAUGAGACUCCGGGAACUCCAACGCGCGGCCCACGCGGCCCAUCAAACACCGCGGGCAACCCAGUGACCCCGACUCAGGGGUCUCCUUCUCCCGAGCCGGAGUCGCCGGUCUUGAAACCCGCCUUGCCGGUCCGACGACGGCUGUUUCCGCCUAGCGCCAACCGGGGCAAUUCCGGUCCGCCGCUGCCACCUGGCCGCCGGUCCGUCAGCGAAGGACUCAACAACCCCUUUUCGCUUCAUGGUUCACCUGUAUCCCAGGGGUCUUGGUGGCGCCAACGCCACACACAAGGGCUUGGCAACCUCGCCGCGAUUCAAGAACAUCCGGAGCGGGAGACCGGAAGCUUUGUCCGGUACCCCAACCCGGUGCUAAAGAGUCCUCUGCUGCACAACAGCAAAACCGCCAAGCUAAAAGGCGGCGAUAAAGAGAGCCCCGCUGCCAUCCCCAAGGCUGACGAAGCUGACAAGACUCCAGCUGGCUAUAUAAGGGCGCCCCAGAAACCUGAGGGCAAGCACAUGGAGUUCCUCCGGCUCAACAAGGACAUUCUUGCCGGAAAAACCUCCGGCCCUCUCCAGAUCCCAGGGAAGAAGGAACCCGUCCUCCCCGCUACAACAGCCCCGCCAACCAAGCCUAGUCUGGCUGACCCAUCCCACGGCUACAACCCGCGAGCCACCUUUGACAAGCAGGCCAAGGGUGGACUGAGGCAGCCACACGGGCAUCUCGCAACAUCGACUUCGGCGCCGGUGUACCAGCCUUACCAGCCCAAUCUUGCUUUCGGCCACUCCACCAACCACAACCCCGUUACCGGCCCAAGCACCUUUGGAUUUCCGCUUUUCAGCGACACUUCUUCGUUCCCAUCUGCCAACCCAGCUCGCAUUUCUUACUCCACCACCGACAACAUGGCUUCGCUCCCGGGUUCAAACACGUACCCGAGCAGUGAGCAGUCCGUUUCCGACUGGUCACCCGAAGCAAAACGGCAAGAGCAGGAGCAGAAACUACCGCAGCACCAACAACAGCCACUCGUUUCUGACCCUGCUCCCACUGCGUCCUCUUUCCCGCAGGGCCCGAUUUCUGAUUCGAUGAUCGACCCCUCUUUGUUUUCCGAAGCCACGCACCAGCCCCAGAAGUCAGGGCAACAAGGACAGCCACAGCAACAAGCGGAUCCGCAGCAGCAGCAGUCUGUUUUCCACGCCCCUUCUGGCUUGCCAGGUUCGGCAAAUUUGAACGUGGGUGCUGGUUUCAACAUUUCGAAUCUUGUCCACAACCACAAUUUUCUUCCCGUCAUCCCCAACAUCGCCAACUCCGGGGCCUCCGGGAUUAACGACGACGUCGCACGCCAGGCUCUUGAGAACGCGCAGUCGGUUGAGUAUCAGCUUCUCGGUCUCAAGAUUAUGUCAGUUGCCCAAGGCAACAGCUCUGGUUUUGCCGAGAGCUCUGCCACGCAUACCAGCAUGGACAACGCAAGCAGGCGCCCUCAGAUUGGCGACCAGAACAAUAACCACAUGAACUACGAGUCCGACCAGAUGGAGGAACUUGACAGCGAGCCCGAGUAUCCGGCCAUGUCCUCCCUCAGUCAGAACAUCAACCCAUCGAUCCAGAAUGCUGAAGGUGCCGAGAACAAUCACAAUAUUAACAACACCGGCAUGACCCUGAUCGAGAACGAUGAUGCUGACGAGGAGCAAGCCAACAAUGCCGACCCCGAAAGCGACUCGGGCUCCGACUCCGACUCGGACCCCAUCCCGCACAUGCCCGACGUCGCAACCGCAGAGAUGCACAACCCGCUUUUCAACGCGGCAGCCGACUACUGGCUCGACACCCCGGAGCACUGGGCCCGCGGCGCCAACGGCCUCGGCCUCGGCCCCAACCACGCCCUCCCCAGGCCGACCCAAAUCAACCCCUUCAGCGUCACAGCCCCGCCUCUGCCCAGGUUCGAGACCGACCCGUACAUGCCUUUUGCGCCGUGGCGUGUCAGGCAGUUGCCCCCCUUCCACGACGAGCCGACCAACCGCGUGUUGACCAUCCGUGCGCGGUAUCUCGCUCCGCUGGGCCAGCUGUACCCGGAUGCCGAGUUUAUUGUCUCCCGCCACCCAGCCUCGAAGAACUUUACCGCUCGCAUCAAGGGCCGGGUUUUGACGGAUAGUAUGGCAGUUCAUUUCCCUGGUCUGGUCCGCGCUAGUCCCCACGUUGGCGGUUACGCUUCCAUUUUGGGAGCUGACAACGAUGACGAGGACAACGAGGAAAACGACCAGCUGUACCUCGUCGCUCUGGCCCAGCGCGACUGGCCGAUCGGUGGCGUGGCCUACCUCCCGCACGAGCGCCGCGCCAAAGAGUUCAUCGAGAUUGUCGAGCAGACGUUUGAUGUCCUGCCCCAUGGUCAGGAGGUGUUUUACUUCCUGCCCCAUCGCACCGUUCUUGCCGGCGGAGAUGACGACUCCGACGAGGAUGGCCGCAACAGCAAGACCAAGUCUUCAACCAUCACCACCUCCAUCGGCCGUAGCCGCAGCAGCCGUCGCAACAAGCGCGCCAAGAAAAACAACACCAACAAAAAGAACACCAAGGCCCACAUCCCCGACAACACCAACCUAGCCAAAGGCAUCUGGGUCUGCCGCGCCUACGAAGGACGCCAAGGUCCCCAGCAUCCGCAGAUUAUCACCGACUGGCUGCAGAUUCAGGGCGGGGUGGUGGAGCAGGAUGCUCCUGGCCGUAAGAUGCUGGUGCAUAUGGGUGAGGCCGAGCUGGAGCAGGCGACUUGGUCCCAUGGGAAGAGGAGGGUUUUGGCUCCUGUUGUGCCGGUUGCUGCUGCUCCGGCUGCGGCUGCUGGAAGGGGUAAGGGGAAGUGGAAGGGGAAGGGGAAGGCUAAGAGGGGUUAA
Messenger RNA from Dichotomopilus funicola, 3135 nucleotides. RefSeq lists its product as uncharacterized. Bases 1 to 3135 code for a protein of 1044 amino acids. Lineage: Eukaryota; Fungi; Ascomycota; Sordariomycetes; Sordariales; Chaetomiaceae. The record is from RefSeq and is a predicted model, not a curated record. The transcript is spliced from 5 exons.